AUGGCUGACCAAGUCCCUGCUGGUUUCAAUGAGAAGUACCGCAUCGGGCGUGUUAUCGGCGAAGGCAACUUUUCCAUUGUGAAGGAAUGCACCAACCGGAAGUCUGGAGAGCGGUUUGCCGUCAAGUGUAUUAACAAGGCGGCACUUAACCCCAAGGACCGCAGCAAUUUGGUGCAGGAGAUCGAGAUCCUCAAAGAUUUAAACCACCCGAAUAUUAUCAAGUUGUGCGAUGUGUACGAUGGCGAUGGUCCCAUGUGCUUCCUGGUGAUGGAAUACGCCGAAGGUGGAGAGCUUUUCGAUCGUAUCAUCGCCAAGGAAUAUUACACCGAAGCGGAGGCGAAAAAGGUGGUGAAAGUCGUGGCAAAAGUGCUGCGGUACUGUCACUCUGAAGGUGUAACCCACCGCGAUCUGAAACCGGAAAACCUGCUAUACGCAGAUGAGACUGAAAGUGCGGUGAUCAAAAUUGCCGACUUCGGGUUUGCCAAGCUCGUGACAGAGGAGACCAACAUGUCCACGAUGUGCGGGACUCCAGGCUACUACGCACCGGAGAUCGUCCGCAAGCUGCCGUACGAUAGUAAGUGCGACAUCUGGAGUCUCGGGGUUAUCACGUACAUUCUGCUGUGUGGCUUCCCACCGUUCUACGAUGAGAACCAAGUCGAGGAAAUGCGAAAGAUUCUAAACGGCGACUUUGAGUUUGUGGCGCCGUAUUUUGACGGUGUCUCGCAGCAGGCCAAGGAUCUAAUUUGCAAAAUGCUGGUAGUGCAGCCGUCGAAGCGUUUGACAGCGCAGCAGGUAUUGGAUCACCCAUGGUUCAGCGACAUUAAGGAAGCGGAUGACGAUGCACCGGUCCUGUCGGUUGGCAAGAACUUGAAAGAGGCUAGGCGUCUGACUGCACGCAGUAAGUUCCGUGCCGGUGUGGGUGCGGUCAUGGCCGUGACCAAGACGCAACGUUUGCUGAAGGCAGCUCGCAGUCCGCCGACGUAA
Molecule: messenger RNA, 984 nt
Organism: Phytophthora nicotianae INRA-310
Lineage: Eukaryota; Oomycota; Peronosporomycetes; Peronosporales; Peronosporaceae
Product: CAMK/CAMK1 protein kinase
Exons: 4
Coding region: 1-984 (327 amino acids)
Biological process (GO): protein phosphorylation
Molecular function (GO): ATP binding; protein kinase activity
Source: RefSeq, a predicted model, not a curated record